Molecule: messenger RNA, 2851 nt
Organism: Polypterus senegalus (gray bichir)
Lineage: Eukaryota; Metazoa; Chordata; Cladistia; Polypteriformes; Polypteridae
Gene: lrrtm1
Product: leucine rich repeat transmembrane neuronal 1
Exons: 2
Coding region: 888-2465 (525 amino acids)
Cellular component (GO): plasma membrane
Molecular function (GO): protein binding
Source: RefSeq, a predicted model, not a curated record
GAAGAGCGGCUCACAGCAGCUUUGCCUGAAUUGUGAGUGGCUUACGACACUCAGUGAACACAAGGCGCUUCUGCAUGCGUUGCUAGCGCACCAGUCUGCUGUAUUUCGUGGAAGGAGCUGUCCGUGCUUCUAAGCAUCACUAUACAGCAGAAUUAGAUUUACACAAACAAUUAUACAGAAAUACAGAUUGAAAAUAAAAAUAAAAAAAAAAAACAUUAAAGGGAAAUUUAAAGGAAACAAGAAUUACGGACAAGAGGUAAUAAAAAAAAGGAAAGGAAAAAGCCUGCCUCGUUUUCUCAGCCGGACACUGAAUGAAUAAUGAUCAGUCUCGGAGGAUUAAAGGUCGCCCUGGUCACUGGUCACUUCAAGUGAUGGACAGUAAUUUGUGUUGACAGAUCGGAGGAGUCAUUAGCAAAAAGAGUUUGGAAGGCUUUCUUUCUUUCAGUCUUUUUUUUUCCUCCUUUCUUUCCCCCCUUUCUGACCAUCUCAGCGUUCACUGCAGAGAAACGGCAGACAGCGGAUAAAGCUCAUGCAUACAGCAAGGGAAACUUGCAGCUCCUACAAGUCAGCUGAAAGCGACUUGGAAUCCUCUUUUUGGCUCUUUCACUUGAAGAGAACUAAGACAUUGUAAGCUUGCCAGAUUUUUUUUUCCUCCUUGAACUGAAAAGGAGACUGAAUUUGUACCACAGUGGGGUCUUUUUUAGAUUCGCACAUAAUUAGACUCAACACAAAGACAGCAGCUGAAUAGAGGUUGUCACUCUCUGGAUAAGGGACUCCUCCUUGCUAUAAGAAGCACGGAGUGCGUUUUUUGGAUGCGUGUUCAUACAAAAUGAUGUAGAAUAUCAAAGGUUCAAUGGACUUUUUCUCUGAAUUCUUUUGGAAUAUUCAUGCUGAUGGAUUUCCUUCUUAUCGGUCUCUAUCUAAAGUGGCUGCUGAGGAAGCCCCCGGGAUUGAUACUGUGCACGCUGGGCAUUGUUUUAAAAAUGUUCCCCAUUGUGGAGAGUGUAUGUCCCAAGCUUUGCCGGUGCGAUGGCAGGCUAUUAUACUGCGAGUCUCUGAAUCUGACAGACAUGCCUCACAACCUUUCUGGGAUCAUGGGCUUGUCUAUGCGCUACAACAGCCUCACCGAGCUGCGUGACGGACAAUUUGUGGGGCUGGUGCAGCUCACAUGGCUGUACCUGGACCACAAUCACAUCAACUUGGUGGAGGAAAAUGCCUUCCACAAGCUGCGCAGGGUAAAAGAGCUUAUUCUCAGCUCCAACAAGAUAGAGACCCUCCCCAACACCACUUUUAGACCCAUGCCCAACCUGCGUCAUGUGGAUUUAUCGUACAAUAACCUACAGGCAUUGGAGCCAGACCUUUUCCAUGGCCUUAGGAAGCUCACCACACUGCACUUGCGGUCCAAUGCCCUCAAGUUUGUGCCAGUGAGGAUAUUUCAGGACUGCCGUAGCAUGCAGUUUUUGGACUUGGGCUACAACCAGCUGCAGAGCUUGGCUCGUAACUCUUUUGCAGGAUUGUUUAAGCUGACUGAGCUGCACCUAGAGCACAAUGAACUUGUAAAAGUAAACCUUGCUCACUUCCCCAGGCUCAUUUCCCUCAGAACCCUCUACAUGAGUAGGAAUAAAGCAACUAUCAUGGUUAACACUCUUGACUGGACUUGGAAUUUCCUGGAGAAAAUUGACCUUUCGGGAAAUGAGAUCGAAUACAUCGAACCUCAUGUCUUUGAAACGGUGCCUAACCUGAAGGUCCUGCUAAUGGAUUCCAACAGGCUCACUUACAUUGAUCAAAGAAUCUUAGAUUCGUGGACCUCCCUCACCAGCAUUAGCCUGUCUGGAAACAUAUGGGACUGCAGCAGAAAUGUCUGCUCCUUGGCCUCUUGGUUAAGCAACUUCCAAGGCCAGCAUGACAACAGUUUGCUCUGUGCCACUCCUGAGUAUGCACAAGGAGAGGAUGUUCUAGAUGCUGUCUAUGCAUUCCAGCUCUGUGAAGAUUCCACACAUACCAUGACCUACACCAAUACAGUGACCACGACCAAGAAUGACAACAGGGUUCAUAGCAAUGGUGGACCUACUGCCAACCCCUUCAACUUAGGGGAUUUAGAAAAAGAAACGGUGACAGGCAUAUUUACGGUAACCAAUUCGCACGACCAUCAUGAAAACACUAUGCAGAUUCACAAGGUGGUCACAGGGACAAUGGCGCUCAUUUUUUCUUUUCUUAUUGUGGUUUUAAUGCUGUAUGUUUCCUGGAAGUGCUUUCCGGCUAGUCUCAGGCACAUGCGGCAGUGCUUCACUUCACAACGACGCAAGCAGAAACAGAAACAGACCAUGCAGCAAAUGGCUGCCAUGUCAGCCCAGGAGUACUAUGUCGAUUACAAACCCAAUCAUAUUGAGGGGGCCCUGGUCAUCAUUAAUGAGUAUGGAUCUUGCUCCUGCCACCAACAGCCAUCAAGAGAGUGCGAAGUGUGACACACAUGUUUGGAAAAUAAAAUGCGCACACUUUGCACUGUAUUGCAUUGGACCGGAAGAGACUGUGAAUUUGGAUUUACUAUUCUCAAAACAACCAUUGAAGGACCUGUUGACUUGACGUAAGUUAGGGGUGGGGGGGUGGAGGGUGGGGAGGUGGAGAAAAGCAACAUGAGCAGGGAGCCUUUCACAAAGAUGGGAGAAUUGAGCUUUAAUGCGUCUUUCAGCUUCAGGAUAUUUCGACACCAAUGGACAGCUGAUCACAGUUUUUCUUAUGGUAAUCCUUCUGUGUAAAACAAGUUAAGCAGAAAUGCAAGAGUGAACAAGAUGCAAGUUAUCCUAUUUCUUUUGUAAACUAAAAUGUUUAAAUAAAAAUGUUAUUUACAGUA